CACAGCUGUUUUGGCGGCAUUCACGCCAAAGAAAAUACGCAACAAUUUUUAUCUCGUUUUUGUUAAGUGUUCCAAUUAUGUGAGUUGUUUUUCUGUUAAGUUUGCCGCGACGAUGACAAGCAUUAACAAUGCCACGGAGGACAAGAGUGCCAUCAACGAGGCGCUGCAAAGGCACUUUGGCCACAAAUCAUUCAAAUCGGAGCUGCAGCAGCAAGCCAUAAAAUGCGCUGUGAAGAAGAAGCAGGAUGUGUACGUGUCGAUGCCCACUGGGUCGGGCAAAUCGUUGUGCUUCCAGCUGCCCGGGCUAAUGUGUAAGGAUCAGUUGACGGUUGUCUUUUCGCCGCUGCUGGCGCUGAUCAAGGAUCAAAUCGAUCAUUUGGCCAAGCUCAAAGUGCCCGCCGACUCCCUAAACUCCAAAAUGAGCAGCAAGGAGCGUGAGCGUGUCAUCACAGAUCUGCGUGCCAUCAAGACAAACAUCAGGUUUCUGUAUAUAACACCAGAGCAGGCGGCCACAAAAUUCUUUCAGGAUCUGCUCCAUUCGCUGCACAAGCACAAAAAGUUGGCCUACUUCGCCGUGGAUGAGGCACAUUGUGUCUCCCAGUGGGGCCACGACUUCCGGCCCGACUAUCUCAAGCUGGGCGAACUGCGUGCCAAAUAUCCGGAUGUCGUCUGGCUGGCACUGACGGCGACUGCAUCGCGGGAGGUGCGCGAGGAUAUCUACAAGCAGCUGAAACUGCGCCAGCCUGUGGCCCAAUUCAGCACGCCCAGCUUCCGUUCGAAUCUCUACUAUGACAUUGUGUACAAGAACUCCAUUGAGGAUGAUUUCCAGCAUCUGGCCGCCUUUGCCCAGCACUGUCUGGGCGAUGAGGAGCAGUUCAAGGCGUUGCCCAAACCAAAACGUGGCUGUGGCAUCAUCUACUGUCGCACCCGGGAUCAGGUUGAGCGUGUCGCGGUGGGCGUCUCCAAGCAGGGCAUCGCCGCCAUUGCCUAUCAUGCUGGCUUGAAGACCGCGGACCGGGUGGAGGUGCAGGAAGCAUGGAUGCGCGGCGAUAAGGCCAUCAUUUGUGCCACAAACAGUUUCGGCAUGGGCGUGGACAAGCCCAGCGUACGCUUCGUCAUCCACUGGGAUGUGCCGCAGAAUGUGGCCGCCUAUUACCAGGAAUCGGGUCGUGCCGGUCGCGAUAAUCUCCCCUCCUAUUGCCGGCUCUACUAUGGACGCGAGGAUGUGCGCUCCAUACGCUUUCUACUCCAACAUGAUGCACAGCGUGCCCGGGGGCGUGGCGAUCGUGAAAUGCUCACGGAGCGUGCGCUGCGCCAAUUCGAGCGCAUCGUCGACUUCUGUGAGCAGACACGCUGCCGCCACAAACUGUUUGCCGACUAUUUUGGGGAUCCGGCGCCCGACUGCCGCGGCCAGUGCGAUGUGUGCAAGCGGCCCAAGCAGGCGACCAAAGCGCUGGAGAUGUUCCAGCGCCUCUGCAUGGACGCCACAUUCAAGUCAAGCAUCUCGCUGCAGGAUUGCGCCGAUCUCUACGAGGGUGGUCGGGCGGGCAGCAAACGUGCUGCUCAGGAUUAUGGCAGCGAGGAUUCGGAUCACGAGUCGGGUCAGAGUCAUGCGGUGCUCGCGAAGCGUGUGAAAAAGGAAUCCGAGGACUUUAUACGCGAACAGUUCAAGUUGCGCAAACAACUGAGUGCUGCCCGCCAGCUGGAGCAGGAGACAGCCACACAGAUUGCCCGAGUGCGUCACGCCCAGUCCACCGACUCCAAAGUAGCCGGCUUGCAGCACACGCAACGCGAGAAGUUUCUGGACGCGCUCAUCGAUGCCCUCAAAGCCAAUGUGAAAAAAUGUGCCAGCGAUGCGAAGGAGGAGCAGCAGCAGCAGCAGCCACGCAGUGUCCUGCGGCACAACGACUACGAGGCCAUCGCUGUCGAUCUGGAGUACGAGGUGUUCCGCCAGCAGCGUGUCGUCCAACUGUAUCGCCAUGCGUUAGCCAAACAGUUGGCCAGCAUUAAGAAGCUCACUGCCGAGACGAGAUUAAUGCCAAUCCUUUUGGACUAUGUGCCGCGACCGGAGACGAGCGCCAAGGGCGCCUGGACGGGCGGCAGUGUGGCGUAUUUUGAGCGAAAGCUGAAGGAGCUGGAUGAGCAGAAGCCACACUCAAUAAAGGAGCCACCCAAAGCUAUACGUGAACGGAAAGGUUUCAAACAGGAGCAGAGCAAACAAACCUCCAUUGCCAGUUUUCUUGUCAAAGUCAAGAAGGAGGUGCAGGAGGAGUGCAAGGAGGAAAGCAAGGAGGAAAGCAAGGAGGAGCAACCAAACGACUCACUUGUGGCAGUUAAAAUCGAACCAGCUGAGGAGGCGGAGGAGGCUAAAGAUGAAGACGAGACAAAGUCCAGUGAAACAGCAGUCGAAGAGCCAAAGGAAAAACAGCUGAGUGAAGAGGAAGACGAGCCCACCCAAACAAAAGAGGAUCAAUUGGAGCUGGAGUUCGGCGAGAGAAAAUACAGACUAAUGCCAAAUGGCGAUGGCAGCUACGAUAUGCAUCGCAAGGCGCGCGUCUCCCGCUUGGAGAGGCAGGAGACGCAAAAGAAGCCAGCAAACUCCACAGCCAGUUUCAAAUUCAAUUCAGAAACUGAAACUGAAACGGAAACGGAAAGGGAAAAGGAAAAAGACACAGAGACAGAAGCGAGUAUGAAUUCAUUUGGUUUCACAACAGCUCGCCAAAUGUUGGCGGACAAGAAGCCAGCGGCAGAGUCGGAUGAGGAGCAGACAAAGGCGAAGAAACAAGGUGACCUGAAACAGGAGUCAGUUUUGAAGAUAUUCAAACCUGUACAACAAUUGCUGGGGCCGAAGAGUCCAGAAGUGAAGCCAAAAGAUGAGUCGCCAGAGAUUAGCAAAGAGCAGAAGCCUCGAGAUGAGCAGCCGAAGGAGAAAUCAGAGAUCAGCAAAGAGCCGACUAAGCCACAGAAGCCUCGAGAUGAGCAGCCAAAAGAGCAAUCAGAGAUCAGCAAAGAGCCGACUAAGCCACAGAAACCUCGAAAUGAGCAACCGAAGGACAAAUCAGAGGUCAGCAAAGAGCCGACUAAGCCACAGAAACCUCGAGAUGAGCAGUCGAAGGAGAAGUCAGAGAUCAGCAAAGAGCCGACUAAGCCACAGAAGCCUCGAGAUGAGCAGCCAAAGGAGAAGUCAGAGAUCAGCAAAGAGCCGACUAAGCCACCAAAGGAGAAGUCAGCCGCGUUGCUGGAGAAAAUGGAGAAGGACAAAAAGAAGGAGAAGGAGAAGAAGAAGCCGCCGGUGAAUCAGCAAAAGAACGAUGUCAGCAAGGCGGUGGUGCAGUUGCUAAAUCCCUACUACAAGCGCAAAAUAGCCACCAAAGAACUAUUCAAAGCGCUCGCCAAACUCAUCACGCAACGCAUCUGCGACGGCAACCUGGGUGAUGGCGAUGUGUGUAAAUGUUACAUCCGGAAGACAUUUCACAGCCUCAAAAUGAUUGAGAGCGAUCAGGAUAUUGAGAAAUACUUUACCAUCGCUAUCAAAUGAGUUGAAUUCUCAAUCUCAACGUGUUGUUUUUAUAUACAUAUGUCCUCCAUUUUUUGUAUUAUCCUUCAUCAUUUGGUGUUGUAAAUAUCGCGUAUCAUUUAAAAAACAAAAAAACAGCUCACAAAAACAUUUUGAAAAUUGUUGUUGCUUGCAUUUGCAAGCCUAGUUUUGAUCGUAUUAAAGAUCGUUAUAAAAGGCAUAUUUAAACAAAUAAAAUGUUUUGCUAAUAAUAAUAAUAUGUCAUCCUUCAACAAAUGAAAUCCAUCCUGUUUGAUAUAUUUAACAAAAAAAAUAAAACAUUAACUCACAUAUUUUUGAAGAUCGUUUGUUCUUUUAGU
This is a messenger RNA of Drosophila grimshawi, 3876 nucleotides long. It is a transcript of the gene RecQ5, whose product is annotated as ATP-dependent DNA helicase Q5. Gene Ontology annotation, biological process: double-strand break repair via homologous recombination. Gene Ontology annotation, molecular function: 3'-5' DNA helicase activity; four-way junction helicase activity; ATP binding. Bases 113 to 3538 code for a protein of 1141 amino acids. The record is from RefSeq and is a predicted model, not a curated record. NCBI's taxonomy places the organism in Eukaryota, Metazoa, Arthropoda, Insecta, Diptera, Drosophilidae. The transcript is spliced from 5 exons. Gene Ontology annotation, cellular component: chromosome; cytoplasm.